GUCCCGCCGCCGCGCCCGGGGCCCGGGGCCCGCCCCAUCGGCCGGCUCCGCACGCCGCGUCCCAGCGCCCCGCGACUGCGUCACCAGCCCCCCGCACGUAACCACAGCUGCCUCCUCCCGCCUCGGGCCCGAGCGGACGUUUUGCCGCCCCGGCGACGUCAGCGCGUCCGGCGUUGCUUGGCUACCCCGCCGUUUCCCCUGUCCCGCUGCCGCUCGCCUCCCCCGGUGAAACUGUGACGCCGUCGCCGCGGGUCUCAGCUGCGUCAUAGCAGCCGGCAUCCCACCUUCACGUCACACUCUUCCCCACCUGGACACGCAUCCCUCCCUCCCUGCCAACCUCUCCCUCCUCUCCAGUCCCCCUGCGCCAGAUCUGACGGGAGAAGAUGGAGACGGGGUGGGACCGAGUUAUGGACCACGCUCAGGAGAGGGUCGCAAGGUGGGACCCCGGACAGUGGUAGAAACAAAAUGAGGACGUGCCUGAAGUUUGCCCUUCUGCAGAGACACGAGGACUAGAGGGAAAGAAAUGACCAACCCAGAGGCGCCCGAGGCCUCACAUGUCUGUAGCUCCAAGUCCUCUCCAUACUCCCCUAACCUUUUCCCCAUUUCUUUCACACCAUUUCUUUGCGAGUCAGAUCCCUCCUGGUCGCUAACUCUGCAUACACUUCAACUCACCCCAGGUGAGGAGGACACCUAAUUUCUAGAACACUGGGAAAAGGGCAGGGUCCCUACUCAAAGUUGGAGUUCCAUAGGAGGAGAAAAAUCAUGUAACUGAACAGUCUUCCCUGGUUGAGGGAAGAAAUUGAGGCCCAAAUAAGUUACUAUUCCAAAUUAAACACUUUUCAUGCGUGCCAUCAAUAUACACAGGAAUAAUUGUUAACCCAACUCGUUAUAGGGCCAUUUCUCUCUCAGCACAUAGACCUACUAAAUUUCUUUCCUGUUGGGAUCCUUGGAGAGGAGGGAGGGUGGACAAGUGGGGUUAUGGGGAUAGAGAAACCAACCAUUCCAUGGAUAAAAGUGGUGAUGUCUUAAGGAUGGAGUAGGGGAUCAGCCUUCUGCUUUAUAAAUGCUUUAUGCAUUCCCAAUGCUUUUGAGGCUUCACUUGGAGAUUUUGAUUGUCUUCUUUACUUUUCAUUCCCAACCACUCCAGUUGGAGGCACAGUAUGUCCAAGGAAUUAGUUAUCGAUAGGUAUUUCAUAAGACUCCAGUCCCUGCUAAAUAUUUAAAAUAGAUUUUUCAUCCCUCUUUUCAAGAGGUUAUCAGCCUGGACUCAGUAAUACGCUCCUUAGUAUAGUUGCUAUGAAUUUAUCGCUUGUGUCCAGAUGCACCCAAAUAAAAUAGGAUGUUGUGUGAAUCAUUUCAUUCCAAAAAGACGGCACACUUCCUCUAGGCUAGUCGAAUAAAAGGAAGAAGAAUUUUAAACUUUCCUGAAAAGAAGGUUGUAGGCCUUACCUAAUUAAUUCUAUUUAUUACCAUUUGAAAGAGUGAGAGAAGAACAGUGGCAGAGAAUCAAGUUUGGGCUCCAAUGGACUAUUGUAAUAAAACUCUUCUGUAGCAUUAAACUUUAAAAUAUACCUAAUUUAAGAAAUCUUAAUACUUUGACUUUAAUGGCAUUUUGCACUUUACCAAACUUCUUUCUCAUCGAUUAGAAAAGUAUGUCACACUAGGGAUACAUUGGUCUGGAACUAUUGGUUUUAAGAUACAAGUUGGAUGAGCCUGAAUCAGGAGAAGUAUACUGAGCUAGUUGAAGGGAAGCCUCUGUUUCUAACGAGGAAGCAGAGGUAGAAAACAAGAGAUUGGAAGUUGUGUGUCAGUUUGCUGAAGAGGAAAACAUUUUGAUGGCUAGAAGUCACAAGUUUUGGAAAUGGAGAAACAAAAGAGAGGUUGAAUCUGGUACAAGAGAAGAUGUAAAAUACCAAAAUGGGGCUAAAUCUGGAGUUAGGAUUUUAUAUGGGGGUAAAUGUCAGGGCAGGGAUGCAGAAAAAUUAAACCUCCAACUAACAUUUUUCUCUGCCCCCUUCCUGUCCCCAAGUUAAAUAAUGGCAGAGACAAGUCUCUUAGAGGCUGGGGCCUCUGCAGCCACCACAGCUGCAGCCCUGGAGAACCUACAGGUGGAGGCGAGCUGCUCUGUGUGCCUGGAGUAUCUGAAGGAACCUGUCAUCAUUGAAUGUGGGCACAAUUUCUGCAAAGCUUGCAUCACACGCUGGUGGGAAGACCUAGAGAGGGACUUCCCUUGUCCUGUAUGUCGAAAGACGUCUCGCUACCGCAGUCUCCGGCCUAAUCGUCAACUAGGCAGCAUGGUGGAAAUUGCCAAGCAGCUACAGGCUGUCAAGCGGAAGAUCCGGGAUGAAAGCCUCUGCCCCCAGCACCAUGAGGCUCUCAGCCUCUUCUGCUAUGAAGACCAGGAGGCUGUAUGCUUGAUAUGUGCAAUUUCUCACACCCACCGGGCCCACAACGUUGCGCCACUGGACGAUGCCACACAGGAAUACAAGGAAAAACUGCGGAAGUGCCUGGAGCCCCUGGAGCAGAAGCUGCAGGAGAUCACCCACUGUAAGUCCUCCGAGGAGAAGAAGCCUGGAGAGCUCAAGAGACUAGUGGAGAGUCGCCGACAGCAGAUCUUAAAGGAAUUUGAAGAGCUUCAUAGGCGGCUGGAUGAAGAGCAACACAUGUUGCUUGCACGCCUGGAGGAGGAGGAACAGGACAUUCUACAGCGCCUCCGGGAAAAUGCGGCUCACCUUGGGGACAAGCGCCGGGACCUGACCCACUUAGCUGCUGAGGUGGAGGGCAAGUGCUUACAGUCAGGCUUCGAGAUGCUUAAGGAUGUCAAAAGUACCCUGGAAAAAUGUGAAAAGGUGAAGACCAUGGAGGUGACUUCAGUAUCCAUAGAGCUGGAAAGGAACUUCAGCAAUUUCCCCCGACAGUACUUUGCCCUAAGGAAAAUCCUUAAACAGCUAAUUGCGGAUGUGACCCUGGACCCUGAGACUGCUCAUCCUAACCUAGUGCUGUCGGAAGAUCGUAAGAGCGUCAAGUUCGUGGAGACAAGACUCCGGGAUCUCCCUGACACACCACGGCGUUUCACCUUCUACCCUUGCGUCCUGGCUACUGAGGGCUUCACCUCAGGCCGACACUACUGGGAGGUGGAAGUGGGUGACAAGACCCACUGGGCAGUGGGUGUAUGCCGGGACUCUGUGAGCCGGAAGGGCAUCCGGGCUGGUCGGAAAAAUGCUGCACCACUUACCAUCAGGCCCCCAACAGAUUGGGAGUGACAGGUAGGGACGUGGGGAUGAUUGGGGUGAGGCAGGGUCAAGAGCUAUGGGCCUGCCUUCCUGCGACCUGCUGGAACGUCUCUGUGUCUGCCUGGUUUCAGUCCUGAACCAUUGGGGAGAAGCACCUUGGUUUCUAGAAUGGUUUCUGUGGGAGAGGAGUAGGACUGGGCUGGCAUGAGAGCACAGCUGUGUCGCCCUCCUAACUGUCAAGGUGAGGAGCUAGUUCUGGGGGGAUUACCUCCCCUGACGUCCAUCAGGUUUUCUAUUGCACAAGGACGGAUUGGGAAAGAAGGAGAGCCUUUUCCAGAAACAAAACGUUUUUGGGAGGGUCUGAUGUGCUCAAACCAGAGGAGGAAACAGAAACCCCUGCACAUCUUUUUAGAGUGUUCUUUGACCCAGAAUAGUCUUGUUUUUAUGAGGAAGAGCACAGGGGUGUGUGUACCUCUAGAUUGAAAUAAAAAUGAAUGACAGUUGCUCUCAUGGGUCUAGAAGUUGAGGAGUUUUUCCCUGGACAGAGAUGGGGCAUCAAGAAGGUUAGAAAGGUCAGGGAAGGGGGCUAAAGGAACAGUUUCCUAGAUACUAAUGAAGGGAAGAGGGGUUUCUUUGGUCUUCUAUUCCCAGAGUAAGGUUGCCAUUGUGAGUAGGAUCGGCCAGAGGUAGGAAUGUGGGGAGGAGAGCCCAGGUCCUUGUCUCAGCCUUCAGCAGAGCUGGCUUUCUGCCUGCCCCUUUAUAGUUGAUUGUCUCCAAGAAGUUGGUCACCUUACUCUUCAGAGGCAAGGCGCCAGAGAUCCUUCAAGACACUCUAGUGAGAGCAUAGCUUUCACUGCUUGCCCAAGGGAACUUGGAAAGGAGAGAGUCAGAUAUUAGAGGAAAGAAAGUAUUUCUAUCCAAAGCUCUGGCCUUAAAGAAUGUUACUAAAUAGUUACUCCCACAUUGUCAGGCUUGUUACCUGUCUACAGUUUCCAAGUCGGAAAGGGAAAAAGGAAAUGGAGUCUUCCUAAGUCUGAGGACAGGGUAGAAGAGGGUGGUGUGGGUAGGGAAGGGCCAGAUGGGCAUCUUUCUUGUGCCUGUUUGCACCUGGCCCGGAACUGGUGUUCACAAGAGCUGGUCUCCUUGUUUGCUGCCAUCCUUCACCACUUGCCAUUUCCCCUAUCAGAGAAUGUAAAUCAUUUAAUGUUAGGCCAAAACUUACAACCUGUAGGGUACAGAUGUUGUUGAAAAAGGUAAAGCAAUGCAUGCCAAAUCAAACUAAAAUGAAUUGGACUAUCUGCUGCUUGGGUCAUUGGGUUCACAGAAGAUUGGGAUAAGAAACUGCAGUUUAUUGAGGGCAUUUCAGUUCCUCCUGCCACCUCAACAGGACUUUGUCCAGACUCUCUUCUUACCUUUGUGCCUUGACUGUGGUUCUUUGUGGCGAGAUGCUUUGGUUGGUAAAACAUAAUAUGGAACAAAGGAUCCACUGAAGUGAUUUCUGUGUUGUGUGGUGAUUUGACAACGGCCUCUGUUGAUGUGUAAAAAUCACUGGGUAUUAAAAAUGCAUGUUCCUGGGCU
This is a messenger RNA of Hipposideros armiger (great roundleaf bat), 4811 nucleotides long. RefSeq names its product tripartite motif containing 39 (gene TRIM39). NCBI's taxonomy places the organism in Eukaryota, Metazoa, Chordata, Mammalia, Chiroptera, Hipposideridae. The record is from RefSeq and is a predicted model, not a curated record. Gene Ontology annotation, molecular function: zinc ion binding; protein binding. The coding region runs from base 2037 to 3263 and encodes 408 amino acids. The transcript has 7 exons.